This is a messenger RNA of Hibiscus syriacus, 974 nucleotides long. RefSeq names its product protein usf-like. The record is from RefSeq and is a predicted model, not a curated record. Bases 19 to 900 code for a protein of 293 amino acids. NCBI's taxonomy places the organism in Eukaryota, Viridiplantae, Streptophyta, Magnoliopsida, Malvales, Malvaceae. Gene Ontology annotation, molecular function: hydrolase activity. The transcript has 5 exons.
UUAAUAAGUAGUUGCAAAAUGAGUGUGCGAAAGCAAAGCAUGUUAGGUGUAGCAGCGGUUGUUAUAUCUUCAUCGUCCUCCAUAAUCUUCUCGAGGAAUAUUCUCUCCAAGUCUUCUCCUUCCUUCCAUCUUUCACGCACUCUCGCUCCUUCUUCUCCCCGCUUCUCAAUCCGAUCAAUGGCCGAUUCUGCUUUCAGGAAAGUUCAGAUUCAGAGAGAUGACACUGCAUUUGAUGCAUAUGUGGUUGGCAAAGAAGAUGCACCUGGAAUUGUUGUUCUUCAGGAGUGGUGGGGUGUGGAUUAUGAGAUCAAAAACCAUGCUGUGAAGAUUUCUCAACUUGGCUCAGGUUUCAAAGCUCUUAUUCCGGAUUUGUAUCGAGGAAAGGUUGGUCUGGAUGUUGCUGAAGCUCAACACCUAAUGGUUGGUCUUGACUGGAAGGGUGCUGUAAAGGAUAUCCGUGCUUCAGUUAACUGGCUUAAAGCUAAUGGCUCAAAGAAGGCUGGAGUGACUGGGUUUUGCAUGGGGGGUGCUCUCUCUAUUGCAAGUUCUGUUUUAGUUCCUGAAGUCGAUGCUGUUGUUGCCUUUUAUGGGGUUCCUUCAUUUGAACUUGCAGACCCUGCCCAGGCCAAGGCCCCUGUUCAAGCUCAUUUUGGAGAACUUGACAACUUUGUUGGGUUUUCAGAUGUGGCGGCUGCAAAGGCGUUGGAGGAAAAACUGAAAGCAUCAGGAACUCAAUAUGAGGUACAUAUUUAUCCACGCAAUGCGCAUGCGUUCAUGAACAGGUCCCCCGAAGGUAUAAAGCGGAGGAAGGACAUGGCAAUGGACGAUGAGGAUGAAGAUGCAGUCCAGCUCGCAUGGUCUCGUUCCGAGUCAUGGAUGGCUCGUUUCUUGUCGUCGUAACUUCAUCAUGGUGUGCUCUUCUUGUUGAUCGAAUAAGUACGAAACUGUCUAGAACUAAUAUAAUACCAUACGUU